AUGAUGCGUUUGUUGUACCUCGUCAUUUGGAUAUUGGCGUCUGAAUACAAAGCGAUGGGUUUGGAGUGGUGUUACCAUUGCAUCUAUACGACGGAAACUAUGGCAAAUGAUCGAGACUACGCAUGCGUGACAUCUCCAUGGAGAAUGGGUCAAGCGUCGUCCCAGAUCCCCUGUAUCUUCAGCAAAUACUGUUCUACGUUCCGUCAAGUGGAAAAAUCGACAGGGCGAAUAGUGUCUUUCUCUAGAAACUGUGACAACAAUUGGCGUGGCAACAACUGUAUCCAUGACAACCAAUAUGUUACGUGUUUUACGUCAUGCACCACCGACUAUUGCAACGACGGUAAUGGAAUUCCAUCUAAGGAAGCACGCCAAAGAAAACAAUCAAUCAUAAUUAGAGAGCAAACUACCCUUAAACCUACUUUGAUUAACAGGUUUAUGAAAUUCAAACCUAGCAAAGAAACCACAAAGCCUGAACAAUCAAGAAGAGAAAAUAUGAAUAAGAGUACUAAUGUGAGUGAUUUAUCAAAUAAAUCGAAGGUUACUAGGCCAAGCUUGGAAGGGGAAGUAUCAAGACAACGCGUAACUAAAAAUCAUUUUGGAUUUAGGUCCAUGAACAGACUUCCAGUUGCCCCUCAAAUCCCCAAAUCCUUGUAUCCUUUCCGCAAUCGAAACUUCAACAAAACGAAAGAUGGAGCUGUUAGUCAGAAAAAAGCAACCUCGCCAAAGUUAGUUACCCCUGGGAGUAAACACGUGACUCCAAAAGAAAAAACUAGAGACACGCUAAAUAGACCUUUAUAUCUGAGCCCAACCACUCCAGUUGUAAGACAAACUCAGGAUAAACGGGGAAAUAACAUUGUUCUUGAUGGUAAAAGGAAUGGUAGAGGAGUUUUCUUCAGCAUAGACUUUCCAAUAGUUGAAGGAGUGAAUUGGUGCUACCAUUGUAUCUACACAGCCGAAGCCAACGUGCCGAACCUUGAUCCAACCUGCAUCUACAAACCACAGAGAGUUGCAUAUAGCAAAUACCCGUGCAAUGUCAAAUACUGCACGACAUACAAGAGGACAAAUAUCGAAACUGGGGAACUAGCUUCUUUUUCUCGUCAGUGUGAGGAGCACUCUAGAGGGAACGCCUGCAGCAGAGAUGGCGAAUACGAGGCAUGCUUCACGGCGUGUACUGAGGACGGUUGCAACACCGGUGAUGGACUCCCAGAAGAUUUUGACUUCACCACGGAUCCCCCAAAGGCUAAGGGUAAAGGUAAAGGAAGACGACUUAAACCUGGCAUGAAAAGAAGAUUUCAGCCUAAAGUUCGUCUCAAUAAGAAGGGCCAUUGCGAUACAGAACGUUGUCGUUUCUCUGAUAGGAACUUGUCUACCAAAAACCCUGGGAACGCAACACUUAACUCAAAGACGCAAUUCGUAAAACUCGGAAAAUCAGGGAAGAAAAAGAUGACGAAUGCAAAUACGGAUGAGAAUGAAACUAUGGACAAACCAAGCAAAGACGACACAUCCUAUAUAAGGAGACGAAACAAUAAUAUAAAAGGGGAAACUUCGAGGAGAAAUUCUGCAUCUCAAAUUAAAAUGAGUUUUCCAAUAAUUGUUACAUUUUCUUUGUAUAUUUUCUUUUCUCGUCUAUAAUUGUUAUUAUGAUCAAUUUUAGUGCUGUAAUAUUUAAUCAAAAGUAGUAAUAAAUUUUAAAACGUC
Owenia fusiformis is the source of this 1698-nucleotide messenger RNA. The record is from the annotation of a GenBank genome assembly. NCBI's taxonomy places the organism in Eukaryota, Metazoa, Annelida, Polychaeta, Sabellida, Oweniidae.